GACAAGACAGAGAGGCAGCACGCGAGCGACUGGGUAUGGAUGUUUGGCUCAUGGUACAACCACUAAAGCACAACGUACAACCCCAUGACGAAAAGACCAUUGCACCGACCCUAAUGAAUGAUUAAGCUUCCUCCUCCCUCUCCUCUUCGUCUCUAGAAAAUAAUGCUCUACUCACCAUCAUAUUCAUAUACUCCUUAACUACCAGUAUCAAUCUUUCUCUCUCACUGCUGCUCUGGUUGGAGCUGUUAAUUAUACCAAGAUUUGCUCCAAUUAACACAACCAUAUCUUCACCAAAGCAAUAGCAAGUGUCGGUGUCGCCAUUCUUUCUACCAAUUCUAGUUCCAUCAUGUCUGCUAAAUCCAAAUCUUCUUCUUCUGAAACGCCUCCCGCCACCAAAAUUCCGAUUAGCAAAACAUCACCGGCAACACCCAGAGUGAGUAAACUUAGCAGGGGAGUUGCCAAAUCCGAGACUGAUUCACCAUCUCCCCUCCAAACCACCAGAGCUUCCGUGGAACGUUCCCCGCGAUCUGUUCCUGUAAAGCCUGCCCUAGAUCGUCGGUCUCCAAAGACCAGCACCCUUGCAGAAAAACCAGCUCCAAGGGUGGUGGUGCCAAAGGGAUCAGAAUUACAAGCUCAAUUGAAUGCACUUCAAGAUGAUCUCAAGAAAGCCGAAGAAAAAUUGGUUUCUGUUGAGAAAGAGAAAGCAAAAGCCAUAAACGAACUGAAAGAAGCCCAGAGAUUAUCUGAGGAAACAAACGAAAAGCUCAGGGAGGCUCUUGUGGCUCAAAAGAAUGCCGAAGAGAGUAUUGAAAUAGAAAAGUUUCGUUCUGUUGAAAUGGAACAAGCAGGAAUCGAUGCUGCUCACAAGAAGGACGAACAGUGGGAAAAGGAAUUGGAAUCUGUAAAGAACCAACAUGCUGCAGAUUUGGCUGCUCUUCUUUCUGCUACUCAAGAACUUGAAAAAGUGAAACAGGAAUUGGCGAUGACAUGUGAUGCGAAAGAUCAAGCACUUACACAUGCAGAUGAUGCAACCAAGAUUGCUGAAAACCAGGUAGAAAAAGUAGAGACACUGUCUGCUGAGAUUACACGAUUGAAGGGAAUGCUCAAUUCCAAAUUCGAAUCAGAAGCAGAUCAAAGUAACAAAAUGGUGUCUGAGCUGAAUUUGGAGAUUGAAACUCUGAAAUCAGAAGCAGAACACAGUAAUAAGCUGGUGUUGGAGAUGAAAUCAGAGAUCGAGACACUCAAGUCAAAAGGUCAUGAAAAUGACAAAUUGGUUUCUGAGUUGAAAUCAGAGGUUGAAUAUCUAAAGUCAGAGGAAGACGAGCUAAAAUUAGAGAUUGAUUCUCUAAACGAAGAACUCAAGAAAGCUAAAGUAUACAAGGAGAAGUUACUCGAUAGAGAAGUGUCAUUGGAGGAACUAAACAUUGAAUUAGAAGCUGCAAAAAUGUCUGAAUCAUACGCGCGUAGCUUAAUGGAGGAAUGGAAGAGUAAAGUUGAAGAACUAGAUCUUCAAGCAGAAGAAGCCAAAAGAUUAGAAAGAUCUGCAUCUUCAUCUCUCGAGUCAGUAGUCAAAGAACUUGAAGGGCGUAAUAGUCUUUUGCGUAGCUCUGAAUCCGAACUUGCUUCUCUCAAAGAGAAAGUGGGGUUGUUGGAAAUGUCAAAUGUGAGACAACGAGGCGAUCUUGAAGAAUCUGAAAGGAAUCUUCAUAAAGCAAGGGAAGAAGCUUCUGAAAUGGUGAAGAAAGCUGAAAUUCUGAAAUCAGAGCUUGAGAAUUUGAAAGAGGAAAGAACACAGGCCUUGAACAAUGAGAAACUUGCAGCUAGCAGUGUUCAGACACUUUUAGAAGAAAAGAAUAAACUCAUAAGUGAGUUGGAAUCUUCAAAAGACGAAGAGGAAAAGAGCAAGAAAGCUCUUGAGAGUCUAGCUUCAGCUUUACAUGAAGUUUCUGCAGAAGCAAGAGAAGCUAAAGAAAAGGUGCUUUUGAAUGAGUCUGAACAUGAAAACUAUGAGAGACAAAUAGAAGAUCUGAAACAUGCACUUCAAUCGACCAAUGAGAAGUAUCAGAACAUGCUUGAUGAUGCAAAACAUGAGAUUGAUAUGCUCAUGAAUACAAUCCAACAAUCUAAAGAUAACCAUGAAAGUUUAGAGUCGGAAUGGAAAGAAAAAGAGGUGAAAUUGAUGGAAUGUGUUGAACAAAAUAAACAAGAGAAUGCUUCACUUGAAAAGGAGAUAAAGAGGUUAGCUACUUUGCUCAAGGAAACCGAAGAAGAAGCUUAUGGGUCCCAAGAAGAAAGAUCCCAGUUGAAGAAUCUUUUGAAGGAAGCUGAAUCUGAAGUUGUGUAUUUGAAGGAGGUUCUUGGUGAAGCAAAAGCCGAAAGCAUGAACUUAAAAGAGAGCUUAAUGGAUAAAGAAAACGAGUUGCAGAGUCUUGAUCAUGAAAUCAAUGAGCUUAAAACACAAGAAGCUGCAUCUCUGAAGAAGGUAGAGGAGUUGACCAGGCUGCUUGAGGAGUCAAACUCAAAGGCGAAUAAUAAGUCUUCCAAGAUUGAAGAGCACGAUGAUGUCAGCGACAGUGAGAAAGAGUAUGACAUGCUUCCAAAAGUUGUGGAGUUUUCUGAACACAAUGGUGAUGCAAGAGAUAAAGUCCCAAAAAUUGAACAAUCUGAGCAACAUCUAGUAAAAGAAAUACCACAAGAUGAUGUGGCGAUUGUGAAUGGAGAACAUCAUAAAGAGAGUCUGAGUGAGAAAGGAGACAGGAAUGGAAACGAUGAUUCCGUUGAAGUCGAAUUCAAGAUGUGGGAAAGUUGCAAGAUUGAAGGAAAGGAUUUGUCGCCUGAAAGAGAAACAACUCAUGAGGAAUCUUUUGAGGAUGAAGUGGAUUCAAAAUUGGAAAGUGGAGAAGGGUAUGAUCAGGCAAAUGGUACAGAAAAUGGUGCCACGUCACCAUCAAAGGAUCAACAGCAAGUGAAGAAGAAGAAACCUUUCAUUCGGAAAUUUGGAAGCUUGUUGAAGAAGAAAGGCUCAAGCAACAACAGCAGCCAGAAAUAGGGUGUGGGGCCAAGUAGUGAAACAGGUAUAUCUGUGUCCUUGUUU
Molecule: messenger RNA, 3094 nt
Organism: Lactuca virosa
Lineage: Eukaryota; Viridiplantae; Streptophyta; Magnoliopsida; Asterales; Asteraceae
Source: the annotation of a GenBank genome assembly